This is a messenger RNA of Cajanus cajan (pigeon pea), 1785 nucleotides long. RefSeq names its product vacuolar-processing enzyme. Gene Ontology annotation, biological process: vacuolar protein processing. Gene Ontology annotation, molecular function: cysteine-type endopeptidase activity. Lineage: Eukaryota; Viridiplantae; Streptophyta; Magnoliopsida; Fabales; Fabaceae. The record is from RefSeq and is a predicted model, not a curated record.
UACUUUUAUGGGUUUGUCUUGAAAAGUGAAAAAGUUUGUUCAAACGAAAAAAACACACCCUAAUAUAAUCAAUGAAUAUUUUGAGAAACUGAGUUGUCUAUAUAUAUGUAUUGUUGAAUUGGUGUCAUGCGUUAAUCUUGCUUAACAUAGGCAUAGUUUGAUUGUGACUUUUCACAUAUUGUACACAGGAUGAAGGUGAAUAUUAGAAACUGGGUUUCAUUGGUGGCCUCAGUGUGGAUGAGUUUUUCAAUGAGUGUGUUGGAGGGUGUACCUGUGCUACAUGAUCAUGGUGAGAAUGCAACAGAAAAGAAAUGGGCCCUUCUUGUAGCAGGUUCAUAUGGCUAUCAGAAUUAUAGGCACCAAGCUGAUGUUUGCCAUGCAUACCAAUUACUAAAGAAUGGUGGUCUUAAAGAUGAAAAUAUCAUUGUUUUCAUGUAUGAUGACAUUGCCUUCAAUCCCCAAAACCCAAGACCUGGCACUAUAAUCAACAAACCAAAUGGUCCAAAUGUCUACAAAGGAAUUCCCAAGGAUUACACUGGAAAUGAUACGACUACAGAAAACUUUUACGCUGUGAUUAGUGGUAAUAAAAGUGCAAUCUCAGGAGGUAGUGGCAAGGUUGUGAACAGUGGUCCUAAUGACACCAUUUUCAUUUAUUUUGUUGACCAUGGCUCUAACGGUAUCCUCAGCAUGCCAGUCGGGGAAUAUAUCACGGCCAACGAUUUUGUGAAUGUGUUGAAGAAGAAACAUGACGCUAAAUCCUACAAAAAGAUGGUGAUAUACUUGGAAGCAUGUGAAUCUGGGAGCAUGUUUGAUGGGAUUCUUCCAAAUGACAUAAACAUAUAUGCGACCACAGCUUCGAACGCAAGUGAGGAUAGUUAUGCAUAUUACUGUCCUCAUCACUACCCCUUUCCACCACCAGAGUACACUACUUGUUUGGGAGAUGUCUACAGCAAUGCAUGGUUAGAAGACAGUGACGACAAUGAUAUGACGAAAGAAACUCUACAGCAACAAUAUGAAACCGUUCGCCGAAGAACAUUAGUUGGUAAUAUUAACGCCUCUUCUCAUGUGACGCAAUAUGGAGAUACAAAAUUCAGCAACGAUUUUCUAGCUACCUUCAUUGGUGCACACCCGGCAAGUCCUAAUGGCAACUCGACCAGCUCUGGAAAUGCAUCAUCCUUUGAACCAUCUACUACUCAAACUAAACUUGUCAAACAACGAGAUGCCCCUUUACUCCAUCUUUGGCUCGAGUUGCAAAAGGCCCCGAAUGGUUCUAAGGAGAAGUUGGAAGCUCAAAAAGAGUUGGAUGAUGAAAUUGCACAUAGGAAGCAUGUAGAUAGUGUUUUCCAUCUCAUAGGGGAUCUCUUGUUUGGGGAAGAGAAUAAUAGCUCCACCAUGUUGCUCCAUGUUCGUCCACCAGGCCAGCCUCUUGUCGAUGAUUGGGAUUGUUUCAAGACCCUUAUAAAAACUUACGAGAGCCAUUGCGGUAAAUUGUCAAUCUAUGGAAGGAAAUACACAAGAGCUUUUGCUAACAUGUGCAAUGCUGGCAUUUCUGAGGAGCAAAUGGUAGUAGCCUCUUCACAAGCUUGUCCCAAGGAAAAUCAUGCUUCUUAAAUUAAUUCGUCAAGUUGAUGAUGCAAUAACCAAUAUCUUGAUGAUAAAACUGUGCUUUCAUUCUACAAAAUGGAUUAUAAUCCUUUGUAUAAGUUAAUGAUCACUAAUAGUUAGUAGGCUUUGCAACCUUAAUUAUAGUAAGUCAUGUAAUGUGCUCAAAUAUAAAAUAAUAGA